AAUUAGUUAUUAUACAUCACAUUCAAUUAAUUUAAACACUGUAAAAUCAUUUGAUUUCUCCUCUUCUCUUCCCUUCUCCUCGCCGACCACCCCCACCGGCGAUUCGCCCACCGGCCGCAGCCCCCUUCCACCUUCUCCGAUGCCACCUUCAUUUCCCUCUCUCCCCCACGGCGAUCUGACCUCCCAGCGAUUCGACCCACCGAAUAUGGCGGCGAUGAAAUCUGCCCCUUUCAUUCCGAUGGCACCUCCAUUUGCAUCCCCCCGACGAUCUGCCCCUUCCACCUUCUCCGACGCUUCCCUCUCCCGGCGGCGACGCCAGUCACCUCCACCAUCUCCCUCGACUGACACGCGCAGAAACAACAGUCCGCCGCUUUCCUUGGGGGUCGGCGAAAUCGUCGGCUCCUCCCUCUCUUUCAUGCAAUACAUGUCGUUCAACCUUGCCUCCCCGACUCGCCACUCAGUCGGCUGUCAAUUCUGCUGCACCCCAAACCCUUUUGGGAUCUGAUCUAAGAGUUUUCCAGAAUAGGCGUUUGAUUGAGGAUUUUUUUGUUUCCCAGUUCUCUAUCACAAUCUCUGUUUGCAUGGCUGAAGAUUCUCUGAGUAAUGGGCGCAGCACUGAGACACCUCCUGUUAGAGCAUCUGUUGGUUUCUACCAUGCUGGGCACAGUUCCAUGAGGAGUUCCGCGGACAAAUCGGAGUCUACCAACAGUAGUCAAAAAAUGGUUUCCUUAUCGGUGGGAUGUUUGUGUCGAUUUGAGCGUGCGCCGCUUCGUGUACUCGUCAUUCGCCGGACUUCUUUAUCUCUAAAAACAGCUUUUUGGAAGAGGGAUUUGAGUUCUGUUUCGAAGUCAUUAAAAUCCAGCAUGGUGUUUGUUCAGGAUUCAAGAUUUGUUGAAGGAUGGUGAUGAGGGGUUGAAGAUUGUAGGCCAUUUUUCUGUUCACUCACAAAGGAUAGGAAAAUUUGUAGCAACAAUGAUCCAAUCUGUAUAGCUAUAGCUAGGUAGUUGUAGUAUUGACUUUGAGCAAAUUAAAAAAAAAAUGUUAUUAUAAAAUAUUGAGUAGUUAACUAUGUUUCUAUUAGGUUGUAGUUUGAACUAUAUGCCUUGAAUCCGUCCUAGAUUCAAAUAACACUAAAUUAUUUAUCUAAAUUAUUCUCUUUUUAGAGAGGUAUUUAAAUUA
This is a messenger RNA of Salvia miltiorrhiza (redroot sage), 1179 nucleotides long. RefSeq lists its product as uncharacterized. NCBI's taxonomy places the organism in Eukaryota, Viridiplantae, Streptophyta, Magnoliopsida, Lamiales, Lamiaceae. The transcript is spliced from 6 exons. The coding region runs from base 582 to 905 and encodes 107 amino acids. The record is from RefSeq and is a predicted model, not a curated record.